Molecule: messenger RNA, 3664 nt
Organism: Poecilia latipinna (sailfin molly)
Lineage: Eukaryota; Metazoa; Chordata; Actinopteri; Cyprinodontiformes; Poeciliidae
Exons: 2
Coding region: 2539-3594 (351 amino acids)
Source: RefSeq, a predicted model, not a curated record
AGAACGCUGGGUCCAAACCGACGGGCACACUUUGGCAGGCCCCUUAAAAUUUCUGCAGGAAUUUUCUAGUUCCUCUAUUACUCUUCACCUUUUGUAAUAAAGGCUGUUGCAUAUUAAAAAAAUCUUAGUCUGAUUCUAAAAUUUUCAAACACGUAUAGCACAUUUACACAAGGAAUGUAAGCAACGAAUCCUUUUUCAAAUACUCUCCAAAUCUCAGGUAAGACAAUACAGUUUAAUCAAACUAUUAUGUUUUUAGGCUUCACUUUAAUCAGUCAAACAGAUUUGCUCAGGAAUAAAUGAAAUAUUUUAGUGAACCAAAAUAUUACAACUAGAUGUUACCUGGGCUUAAUAUCUGUGUUUAACUAACUGUCAUUUGGGAAGCCCAAAUGAGUCAGGUGUUCUCCCGUGGUAUACUAAACCUGGACCAGCUGGCGAGGGGUGCUGAUAUCUCCGAAAACGUCGGAGCAAUAUUGCAAUUAGGUGAUGCACUGAUGAACCAAGCAGAAAUGUGAGAUUUAUACAUCUACAUUCUCGCCUACAAACAUUGUUUAAAUCACGUUGUGUCACGGCUGCUAAGCAACAUAACGUCGAGGUGGACGCUAGGCAGCUAGCUGAAGGCUACAGCUUCUCUCUGCAAUGCUCUCUGCCUUCGCAGAGAGCACAUGUGGGCCUCUUCCGUAGACCGGGUCGUUUCUCAAGCCCACGAAAGAAUAAGCUUGAAAGGAUGCAGACCCUGAAUUCGGACACAAAGCUCUAGUGGUCUGGAACACUUAUUUUUAAAUAUUUUUUGCAUCUCUUUUUUUGUUUUCGUCUUUGUAUUUGUUUUUCUCGUGUUUGCUGCGCGUUUGCACCUGUCGACCACCGUAGUAUUUUAAAGAUUCUGUAUUUUAGUUCUGCUGGGGUCCAUAUGGUUAUGUGUAUUUGUUAUAAGUUGCAUUGUGAUCACUGUUAUGUGUAGAGUGUUAUGGGCUUCCCCUGUCUGACUCUGCUGACUUCCAAUCACAUGUGAUGGACCUGUCAUGUGGACGGGGGAUCAGGAGAGCGGGAGGACCAGGACCGAUGAUGAUCUGACAGAACACCGGAAGAGCGGAGAGUUCAGUGUGUGUUAGCAGUGAAGCUAUUCAGUUAGACUCCUAACGGUUUGUUAGAGGCGCGAGCUGCAGCCUAAGGAAUGGCAGCUCACUCUUAUUUCUAAUAAACCCUGUUGGCGGUACUACAUCUGCGGUGUGUUGACGUCAUUACAGAAUUUACUUACAGUGUAGUAUACUGAGUUAGUUCCUCAUUUAAGUUUAGUUGGAUUACCCCCCAGACCACUAGAGGGAGCAGUGGGAAGCUAGAAGGAGAGUUUAGCAAGUAAGGCUAGGGCAGAAGGAGCUAGUGCCUGUAGUGUGUUAAGUUGUGUUCAAGACCGAAUAAACAAGUUAAAAGACAACGGCUGACAGUGACUACUACUUCGUGGAAGUGAAGAUAUCACAUAUUGGCGAUGAGGAUACUGGCUAGAAACGGGACGGAUGCACGUUGUCGUGCGGAUACACACGAGGCGGAGAGAUUACCAAAGGAGGUGAUUAGCAAGGCCGCAAUGAGCGCGACAUUCGGCACUCUGUCAGCAUUUGAUGCUAAAGAACAAACUUGGGAAGAAUACUGUGAGAUUCUUGAUCAGUUUUUUGAAGCAAAUGACAUUGAUGAUAGUGAUAAGCAGAGGGCUAUCCUUAUUAGUGUGGUGGGACCAGCCACGUCUAAGCUAAUGAGAAACCUCGUCAGCCCGGACAAGCCCAGCUCUAAAACGUACAGUCAGUUGGUUACAAGGCUGAAAGAGCACUUUAAUCCAAAACCAAGUGAGAUUGUGCAAAGAUACAAGUUUGACUCUCGUUCCCGUCAACCUGCUGAGUCCGUCAGUGCGUAUGUAGCAGAGCUCAGACGCCUGGCUCAAGAUUGUAACUUUGGUGCUGGAACGGAGGCUGAGAGAUCGUCUAGUGUGCGGGAUUGAUAACGAUAGGAUUCAAAGACGUCUGCUGUCGGAGAGUGACCUGACAUUGGGAAAAGCAUUUCAGAUAGCUGUCGCCGAGGAAGCUGCAAACAGGAACGUUUCAGACCUGCAACAGUCAGCGGCGUGUCACAGCAUGGAGGCGGAGGGAAAAGAAAAGAGCAGAUUGGAAAAGAGAGAGAGAGAGUUACCGAUGUCAUGGAAAACACCACAGUGCUGCCGAAUGUAGGUUUAAAGACGCCAAAUGUCACAUUUGUGGGAAAAUAGGACAUAUUGCCAGGGCAUGCAGGUCCAGAAAUAAAAAGAAAGAUGAGACCAGGAUUAAGGAAAGAGGAGCACGUCAAGGCGGGCGCCAAGGACGGUCACACAGAUCACACAAGGUAUGUGAAAAACAAGAUGAAGACAAUAGUUCAGAUCAAGAUGAAGAAGCAUUCACUCUAGCAUGUUUGUCAACGGAAACGUCUAUCUAGAAAGUUGAGCCCUUCGAAGUAAAAGUGGAAGUUAACAGAAAAGAAGUGAAGUUUGAAAUUGACACAGGAUGUAGUGUCAGUCUUAUGAAUGAAAACCACUUUUUGGAGUUGUGGCAUAAAGACGGUCGACCACAGAUGAAAGAAAGUAAACUCUCUCUUAAAUCAUACAGUGGAGAGAAAAUUACAGUGGUUGGUGUAGCUCAGGUUGAAGUGAACUAUGCAAACCAGAAGAAAACGCUGCCCCUAGUGGUAGUGAAGGGAACUGGACCAAAUCUCGUAGGCAGAGGAUGGCUGGAAGAAUUGAAACUCAAGUGGGAUGAGAUUAAACACGUGAAAACAGAGGCACAAGGAUUACAGGAAGUUCUCUUGAGACAUGAAGAGGUUUUUAAAGAAGAAUUGGGAAUGUUAAGAGGUGUGCAUGCAACCAUCCGUGUAUCUGCAGACGCCCAUCCUAAAUUUUACAAACCCCGUUCAGUCCCAUAUGCCAUGAGGUCUAAGGUGGAAGAGGAGUUAGAACGACUUUUAAAGGAGGAUAUCAUAACCCCAGUAAAGUAUGCAGAUUGGGCAGCGCCCAUUGUGCCCGUUCUGAAGCCGGAUGGCUCUGUCAGAAUUUGUGGUGAUUAUAAAUUAACAGUAAACAAUGCUUCAUCACUGGAACAAUACCCAAUUCCCCGCGUUGAAGACCUUUUCAAUGCACUAACAGAAGGCAAACAGUUUACCAAGCUCGACCUAAGUCAUGCAUAUCAGCAGAUAGUUAUGGAUGAGGACUCCAAGAAAUACCUGACGAUAAACACACACCGUGGCCUUUUCACUUAUAACAGACUACCAUUUGGAGUGUCAUCAGCCCCAGCUAUUUUCCAAAGAACAAUGGAAAGCUUGUUGCAAGGUCUCCCAAAUGUAGUAGUUUACUUGGAUGACAUACUGCUAACUGGAAGUGACACCAGAGGACACCUGAAAACGCUGGAUGAAGUUCUCAAACGACUAAAGGAAGCCAGACUGCGACUGCACAGGAGUAAAUGUGCAUUCUUACAGGAUCAGGUGGAAUACCUGGGUCACAGAAUCGAUGCGGAAGGUUUGCACCCAGUACAAAGCAAAGUGAGAGCCAUUGAGGAAGCUCCACCUCCCACCACAGUAACUUGAACUAAAAGCUUUUUUGGGCCUCCUAAACUACUACAAGUUUCUUCCUAACCUUGCUACACGCUUAGCACCA